CAGAGGAAGCUGCUGCUCUUGUUGGUGCGAUCAGCCCUUUCUUUACCCGCGGAAUGAAGCAACACUUUGGGUGCUUACUGAAGACGAUAUGAACAAAACAACGUCAUUCGUGUGACUGUACACUUGACUGUAGGGAAACAAAGAGGGGGGAUACUGGCUGCAGGAGCAGAAGUAGAGGUUUCUGUUUGAACUCUGAAACCGUUUGUAGACCAAGCGCAAAAGUGCCAAAUGCCCAGAUUAGAAGAUCACUGCUGGACCUGCUCUUGUUCACCGAAGACUGAAACCAAGCAUUCGUCCGGAGCGAGCUGGUUCGCCUCCAAAGCCGAAGAGAUGAUGUCCAUCAUCACUGCGAUGCUCGGUAGCGCCUACGGCUCCCUGCACGACGUCCGCACCGCCAACCUCAUUAGAAGGGGUCUGGUCCUCUUCACUGUCGGGGUGUUUUUGGCGCUGGUGCUCAACUUGCUGCAGAUACAGAGAAAUGUCACGUUGUUUCCAGAAGAGGUGAUGGCAACUCUGUUUUCAUCUGCCUGGUGGAUCCCACCAUGCUGCGGGACAGGAGCUGCUGUUAUUGGCCUGCUGUACCCCUGCCUCGACAGCCAUUUGGGAGAGCCACACAAGUUCAAGAGGGAGUGGGCCAGUGUAAUGAGAUGCAUUGCCGUGUUUGUCGGUAUCAACCAUGCAAGUGUUAAACUAGACUUUGCCAACAACGUGCAGCUCUCCCUGACCUUGGCUGCCUUGUCUUUGGGCCUGUGGUGGACAUUCGACCGCUCCAGAAGUGGCUUCGGCCUGGGAAUCACCACCGCCUUCCUGGCUACUGUCAUCACGCAGCUGCUGGUCUACAAUGGAGUUUAUCAGUACACAUCUCCAGACUUCUUGUAUGUGCGCUCCUGGCUCCCGUGCAUAUUCUUCUCAGGCGGUGUUACCGUGGGUAACAUCGGACGACAACUGGCCAUGGGGGGCGUGGAGAAAACCCACAUGGACUGAACGGCAAACUGCCAAAGAGGCAGACAUGAAGUGAAGAACAGCUCGAGUGGAAAUGGAUUAGAGGGAUAGGAGGAAUGAGAAGGAUAACCUGAGUCCUUGUUUUUCAACUCCAUCCUUUGUUCUAAUAACCAAGUACAGGUCAAUUACGCCCCAUCAGCUAACGUGCCAUGCCCUCCGAACCUCCUCACAGCCAAACCGAUCGUCAUUCCCGUUGUCCUCCAUUAGCAUUAAGGCAUCUUUCACACUACACUGGAGGAUGGAUUUUGCCUUGUUUUACUUUUGUUUCGUUUUUUUGAUGUGACAAUUGGACACACAGUGGUUUUAUUCGUGGCGUGGACUCUUGUGUGCACGAGUGUUUGAGCGUGGGUGUAGUGAUGAGGUUGCAAAGAUGUCUUGAGAUUUUCUUCGUUUUUUCAGCCUGACUGAUAUGGUCAUAAAAGGGAAAUGUAGUCUAAAUGGGAACGCACCUGUGUUCACUCUUACGUAGAAACGUAUUCAGUGGCUUUGCAUGUUCCCAGACAAACCAAAUUAAAGUAUUUAUUUUGGAAAGUUUUCACUGAACUGGCAAAUGUGUGGUAUACAGAUCGAUGCUUUACAGUUUUUGAGGAAUGGUUUGGGAAAUUAUUUGCUUUCUUUUAGUUUUAGCCAUGAUUCUUUGCCAAGCAGCUGCAACAUUUUGCAACAGAACCUUCUUUAAGAACAUGUCUGCAUUUGCAAAAUGUUAUUUAUCCGAUCUCGAAUGAGUAACAAUUGAUUUUUACACAGCAAAAUUUGCUUCAGAUUUAUUGCUUGGUAGUGAUUCACUGAUUCAAUGCAUUGAUACAAAAAAUAAAUAUGUUAUCAUCAAAACAGAUUGAGCUGAGCUGUUUGGGGUUACCUAUGUGAAAAAAGGUAUUUUCUCCCAAAAGCUGCAUCUCCCUGUAAAGCUAAUUUAGACCUGCUUUAAAAUUUCAGGAGCAGUUACUUAGCUCUAGUUUCCUCACUUCAACAAAGUUAGAGAAAAGUUUUUGUGUGAGGCCUUGAAAAGUGGAUGUAAUAUGAGUAAAUAUGCAGGAACGCUUAUUUCUUGCAUCAGGCCUUACAGGCUCUCGCAUCUGCAACUGGACUCGUCCAAGAGUUUCUAAUUUGGAAAUUGGGCUUUGAACAUGGGGAUUAAAAAUGUUUGUUAGCUUUUCUGCAAAUGGUAAAGCGAGACUUUGUUCUUAGAAAUUUCAGUUAAAAAAAAAAAGGUUAUGAAGAUGAGCUUUGCAUUUGUUUUCAGGAUUUUAGAAGAAAUCAAAUGAUUUCCCAAAGUGUUGAUUUAUGUAAAUGUUGAUAGACGGAAUGAAAAGCAAGGGGGCGUUAAGUAAAAAGUUCCAUUGUUCAGGGUAUUCUGUACUAAGUGCGUAUAAGCACAUGCAUUUGUGUUUAUGAGGUACAUGAAGAUACUUGGGGCGCUUCAUGCAAACUUUUUAAUUUUUUUUGCUUGUAAAAAAAUAUAUAUAUAUUUACUUUUGGCUGACAGCACGAUAUCAGUUUUCUAAAAUACUAUUUUCUGCUGUUUUAGUUCCAGGCAAAAAAAACCCCCAGAGGAUUGUAACUGAAAGAAAAAGAGAUUGUAAACAAAAGUAUCUCCACCUUUAGGAGCUAAACGUCACGUAGGAUCAUGUGAUCACACUCAGUUUUCCCAGCUGCUUUUAAAAACCCGCUCGGACAGUUUGGGAACAUGCACCAAUUAAACGUGUGGGCGGGACAUUAUUACGUAAGAUUUGCAAUCUGUGAUUGCCUGUGUUUUAUAGAAUUUAGUGCUUUUGUCACUAUAAGGAUUUAGUUUUCUUCUUUGUGUAAAGAUAGCGUCAUUAGUGCUUCUGUGUGUAAAAGCAUUCUGCCGAUGUAAUCACCAGGUAUUACAACACUAGGCCUACAGUAUGUUUAGUGUUUAGGGGUCAAGAGGAUUAAGUGCAAUCACACCACACAUGAGCCGAUCGUUUCUUCUUAUUUAUUAUUUCUGACAAAGGCUUAAAAAUAAUCCGUGUAAAUGCAGUGUGACUUGUUUGGAAACAAAAAAAGCAAUAACAUCUGUUUUUUGUCAGAUUUCAUGCCUUUUGAGUCAAGACCAAUGACUCCCAUCAGAGACGAGAUAAAAAAUAUAUAUGUUGUGUCAAACUGUUGAUUAAAUCUCAUUUUGUAGCAUUAUAUAAGGAUACCUGAUUUAUAUUUUGAAAUACUUUGUGGCAGACCACUUUAAGUAGAGUCUGCAUUCAUUCAGGUAUGCUAAACAAGAGAGGAAGCUUUAUUUAUUGUAUGUUAUUUCUUCUUCUUCUGAGGUGUUGAAUCACCUUGUUUUUAUUUUGAUGUGUUUUAGUUCUUUGUGUCUUAAAUUUGAGCGAUGUAUCGUUUUUGCUACCUUGAGUUCAAUUGAAAAAUAAAAAAACCUGAGAAGGA
Messenger RNA from Girardinichthys multiradiatus, 3408 nucleotides. RefSeq names its product insulin induced gene 1 (gene insig1). Gene Ontology annotation, cellular component: endoplasmic reticulum; SREBP-SCAP-Insig complex. The transcript has 6 exons. Gene Ontology annotation, biological process: SREBP signaling pathway; cellular response to insulin stimulus; cholesterol biosynthetic process. The coding region runs from base 229 to 984 and encodes 251 amino acids. The record is from RefSeq and is a predicted model, not a curated record. Lineage: Eukaryota; Metazoa; Chordata; Actinopteri; Cyprinodontiformes; Goodeidae.